Messenger RNA from Histoplasma capsulatum G186AR, 1402 nucleotides. RefSeq lists its product as uncharacterized. Lineage: Eukaryota; Fungi; Ascomycota; Eurotiomycetes; Onygenales; Ajellomycetaceae. The record is from RefSeq and is a predicted model, not a curated record. The coding region runs from base 171 to 1061 and encodes 296 amino acids. The transcript is spliced from 3 exons.
CGAUAUAUUCUGCAAGCAAGAUAUUUUGUUUCGGAUCGCUCUAUGCUCUCCGGCCAUCUACGGUUAUCAAUUUUGGCUAACGCCUUAUGCCGUUAAACCGUUUGACUAAGUAACAUUUCUGAUCCAAGUGUCUCCUUAUCUACUAUAUUUAUAAGGCCAUUAUCAUUGCAAUGUCGAAUUUUAUUCGGAAAUACAUCUUGGGCGCACCAGAAGUGUCUGCUGCGGUGCCGCGCGAACCCUCAAUGCAUCCAGCUGCAAGGGCCUCUUCCGACAUCCGCACUGAAAGUCUCGAUAAUAGUAUCCCUUACUCCCCUUCCCCAGCUGAUGUUGGAGAAGUCCGCGCCUUGCUCAAAUCUACCCACCCUGCUCUGCCCACAGAGAUUGCAGACAUAAUCCUCAACUUUGCUGACUAUUCUGUGAAGGAUGUGGUUACAUUUAACCCCUCUGAUGUUUACAGGCUCUCUUCGCGUGGUCCAGGGGUGUAUGGGUUAAUUCUGAAAGGGCCACAGAUCAGAGAGUUGAAGCAGUAUGGAUUAGAGCUGCGGGAUCUGAGACUUAAAGCUGUGAGAUUUGAGAUUGCUAGCCAUGAUCAAGGAUGGGGCGGUGAACCGGGGACGCAAGGAACAUACAACUGCGCGUUCUCAUGGUUCGAAGUAACGAUACUUCGUCGCCUCGAUCAUUCCAGCGACCGGGUAGAGCCGACAUUAACCCUAGGACCCGACCAGAGGUAUGAAUCAUAUAUUGAUUACUCUAAUGCCUACCGAAGAUCCGGAUGGGAUUUCGCGACAGACGACAACGGGGAGAUGUUGAUAUGGCCUCUUCAAAAAAAUAAAGUUGCAAGAAGAGAAGCCCAGACUCGUGAAAUUGUAUGGAUGUUAGAUGAUGACAGUGAAGGGCAGCAACAAGCAGAGCCAGCAGAAGAUUCUGGUAGUGGGCCAGGGCGCGGCUUCGUUCGUACGCUUAGAUCUGGUGAUGUUAUUUGUCUUUGGGCUAGAGCCAUGUAUCCUGGAUGGGCAAACUUGGUGGAGAAAGCAAUGAUCGAGGUGGCCUACACGGAUUAAGCUGGAUUCUCAACAGUGUUUCUGUCAUUAUCGGUCGAUGGAACUCCAACCUUUCCGCACUGAUAGGGGAAGGGAAGGUGGUAUCUGGAUGGCAAGACGCGCAACAGUGUGUCCGGCGCGUUUUUUUUUUCUGAAUUUGCUCCUCGCAAUAUUAUGAUGUGACACACACCUUUUCACCUUUAGGUCCUUGAUAUGAAUUUGGUGGAAGAAAAUAAUGACCAUUAUGGCGUCUUAUACACUUUUCACUCGUCACGCUCGAUUCUUUGUACAGUACCUGAGUAGUUGCGAAGCGGAACUGGAUGAGUGGAGGGUCCGCAAAGAUUAUACGUAUUUAUCUCCGG